Molecule: messenger RNA, 891 nt
Organism: Ostreococcus lucimarinus CCE9901
Lineage: Eukaryota; Viridiplantae; Chlorophyta; Mamiellophyceae; Mamiellales; Bathycoccaceae
Exons: 1
Coding region: 1-891 (296 amino acids)
Biological process (GO): formaldehyde catabolic process
Cellular component (GO): cytosol
Molecular function (GO): S-formylglutathione hydrolase activity
Source: RefSeq, a predicted model, not a curated record
AUGGCGCCCUUCAACCUGAAAACGAUCAGCGUCACCCGCGCCCACCACGGCACCUUACAUCGGCUCCAACACGACUCCGAAACCUUGAGCUCGGUCGCGACUUUCGCCGUGUUCGUUCCCGGCGCGGUCGAAGACUUCAAAGACAAAUUCCCCCUCUUGUUGUACCUCUCCGGAUUGACGUGCACGGACGAAAAUGUGGCGCAGAAAGGGUGCGCGUUCGAGCACUGCCACGCGCGGCGCGUGGCCAUGGUCAUGCCGGACACGUCACCGCGAGGAGACGACGCGGCGGACGACGAGGCGUGGGAUUUAGGGAAGGGGGCUGGAUUUUAUGUAGACGCGUCGGCGGCGCCGUGGUCUCGACACUACAAAACGUACUCGUACGUCACGAAAGAGCUGCCGAAAGUGCUGCGGGCGUGCGAUUUUGCCGAUGCGUUGGAUCACGAGCGAGUGUCGAUCUCGGGGCACUCGAUGGGGGGACACGGGGCGUUGACGUUGGCGCUGAGAAAUCCAAACGCGUACGCGAGCGCGAGCGCGUUCGCUCCGAUUGCUAAUCCGACGGCGUCGGAUUGCCCGUGGGGACAAAAGGCGCUCAAGGCCUACCUUGGGAGCGCGGAUUGCGAUGAGGCGAAAUCGCACGACGCGACGGAGCUCGUGAAGAGCGUCGAGGCGGGCACGUUUAAGAUGCCGAUUUUAAUUGAUCAAGGCGCGGCGGACUCCUUUUAUAAGACGCAGUUGCACCCUGAGCGUUUCGUGGACGCGGCGAAAGAGCGUGGAUGUGAUGUCACGUAUCGUCUGCACGAUGGUUACGAUCAUAGCUACUUUUUUGUUUCCACGUUCAUGCGCGAGCACAUCGAGUUCCACGCCGCGGCGCUGGGAAGUCUUAAAAUUUAA